AUGCCUGCCAAGCUGCCUUCCAACUACACCUCUGAUACAGAGGCCGCUGUCGACUCCAGAGAUCUUCAGACAGAAUCCGGCUAUGUCAGUGGGGAUUCGAGUGAUGUCUACACUCCAGAGAUUGUCUUCACCAAACCACACCUGCAGUUUCUUAACAGACAACUACAGUUCCUCGAGCCUCAAGAAAUCUUGAGAUGGUGCAUCACAUCCCUUCCUCAUCUCUUCCAGACCACUGCGUUUGGUUUGACCGGGCUUGUCACCCUUGACAUGCUUUCCAAGCUUCAAGUGCCCCGCCCACAGAUGGUUGAUUUGAUCUUUCUCGACACUCUCCACCACUUUUCGGAAACCCUGACUCUUGUUGACCGUGUCCGCAAGAGGUACCCUCUGAACAACAUCCACAUCUACAAGCCAGCUGGUGUCGAGACUGCGGAAGAGUUUGCCAAGAAGUACGGAGCCAAGCUCUGGGAGACAGACGAUCAGUUCUACGACUGGGUUGCCAAGGUCGAACCGGCCCAGCGUGCCUAUCGUGAACUCAACGUUCAUGCUGUUCUCACUGGACGCCGCCGCAGUCAGGGGGGCAAGCGUGGCGAUCUCGAUGUGAUCGAGGUCGACGAGGCUGGCCUCAUCAAGGUCAACCCCCUGGCCAACUGGACGUUCGAACAAGUCAAGCAAUACAUCAAGGAAAACGAUGUGCCCUACAACGAGCUGCUGGACCGUGGCUACAAGAGCAUCGGUGACUGGCACUCCACACAGCCUGUCAAGGAGAACGAGGACGAGCGAUCCGGUCGCUGGAAGGGCCAGGAGAAGACCGAGUGUGGCAUCCACAACCCUCGCUCCAAGUACGCCCAGUACCUGAUGGAGCUGGAGCGUAAGCGUCAGGAGGAGGCUCUAUCGCAGGCGCUACAGAACCAGCUCACCACCUCUGCUCAGUAG
This is a messenger RNA of Aspergillus viridinutans, 933 nucleotides long. It is a transcript of the gene met16, whose product is annotated as phosphoadenylyl-sulfate reductase (thioredoxin). NCBI's taxonomy places the organism in Eukaryota, Fungi, Ascomycota, Eurotiomycetes, Eurotiales, Aspergillaceae. The record is from RefSeq and is a predicted model, not a curated record. The transcript is spliced from 2 exons. Bases 1 to 933 code for a protein of 310 amino acids. Gene Ontology annotation, cellular component: cytoplasm. Gene Ontology annotation, molecular function: phosphoadenylyl-sulfate reductase (thioredoxin) activity.